CGUUGAUGGACCCUACGAAAAAGAUAAAAAGCUCUUUACGGACUUCAUUGUCUUUUUGACUCACUGAUUGACUUUGCCACUCUGUCCCUGGAAGUUGUGACUGGCCAUUUAGCGCUUUAUCCAUAAAAAUGGCUUUGCACUUUCCGCUACCCUAAAACACCUCGAAAUGCCAGCAUUUACAGGGGAUCUGAAAGCAUUUUGUGUUGCAUUGCCAAAAGUCGAACUCCAUGCCCAUAUCAAUGGCUCCAUUAGCUUUGAUACCAUCAAAAAGUUAACGGAAAGGAAGAAAGCUGAAAAGCCGUACCUAGCUGACUACCAGAUACCUGAAAACAGUCUGGAUGGCAUCAAUGAUUUCUUUCCUCUGUUUAAACUGAUCUAUCAGCUUACUGACGAUAUCGAGGCAAUCAAAAUAGUCACCCGAGAUGUCAUUGACGAAUUUGCUAAAGACGGGACACGGUAUCUAGAGCUGAGAAGUACACCAAGAAAAUACGAUGACACAGACUUGAAGACGAAGGAUCUGUAUGUUCAAACUGUUCUAUCGGUCAUCAACCAGCCUCGGGACGAUAUAGUUGUCAAGCUAAUUCUGUCAGUGGAUCGACGCAACACCUUGGAGGAAGCGAUGGAAACGGUUGAAUUGGCGAUCAAGUACAAAAAUCAAGGCGUUGUCGCAGUUGAUCUGUGUGGGGAUGUCCAUGCUGGAACGUUCGAGACCGUCAAGCCUGCAUUCCUUAAAGCGCAGCAACAUGGGUUGAAAGUAACGCUUCAUUUUUGUGAGGUGCCCGAAAACCUUCCUGAAGCACCUUCUCUAUUGGCCAUAUCACCCGAUCGAUUGGGUCAUGCUACGCUGUUGGACGAAGCUUGCCGCAGUCAAAUAUAUCAGGAACGCAUCCCAAUCGAAGUAUGCAUGACUUCCAAUGUUCUAAGCAAAACUGUCCCAAAAUAUGAAGAUCACCAUGUGAAGGACCUUCUUCUUGCAGGACAACCAUUUGUGAUUUGCACGGACGACAAGGGCGUUUUUAGAGCUGACCUGUCAGAUGAGUAUAUGCGGGCAGCCACCGCUUUCACUAUGACCAACCAACAAUUGUAUGAAGCAUCGUUCGCUUCUAUAGACGCCAUCUUUGCUGGCGAUGCAACCAAGGAAUCUAUUCGAAAAGAAUGGAAUCAAUGGUAUGAAAGAAAUGUACACUACUUUGACAAAGUCUAGUUAUAAGAGAUAGAGUGUCAUAACCUUAGUUAACUACUGCAUAUAAUGAAGAAUGAACUAUUCAAAACAGAAUACAUGUUUCAUAAACAGAUAA
Umbelopsis ramanniana AG is the source of this 1298-nucleotide messenger RNA. RefSeq lists its product as uncharacterized. Gene Ontology annotation, biological process: inosine biosynthetic process; adenosine catabolic process. The record is from RefSeq and is a predicted model, not a curated record. The transcript is spliced from 5 exons. Gene Ontology annotation, molecular function: adenosine deaminase activity. The coding region runs from base 167 to 1204 and encodes 345 amino acids. NCBI's taxonomy places the organism in Eukaryota, Fungi, Mucoromycota, Umbelopsidomycetes, Umbelopsidales, Umbelopsidaceae.